Messenger RNA from Lycium barbarum (goji berry), 2271 nucleotides. RefSeq names its product GDSL esterase/lipase EXL1-like. Lineage: Eukaryota; Viridiplantae; Streptophyta; Magnoliopsida; Solanales; Solanaceae. The record is from RefSeq and is a predicted model, not a curated record. The transcript has 10 exons. Gene Ontology annotation, biological process: lipid metabolic process. Gene Ontology annotation, molecular function: lipase activity. The coding region runs from base 87 to 2183 and encodes 698 amino acids.
CUCAGCAUGAUUGAGUUCUUGAUUCUUAAAGUUAAAUAGUAGCACUAGUGCUUGUGUGUUUCUGCUAAAAGUUUUCAACUUUAUCAAUGAAGUUCCUUUUAUUCAAAAUAUACUCUUUUCUUGUGUUGUCAAUAAGUUUUUGUUAUGCCAUAAGGAUACCUCCUAAUAAGUCUAUUCCAGCAGUGAUAGUUUUUGGAGACUCCAUCGUUGAUACUGGUAACAAUAAUGGCCUCAAAACUAUAUUUAAGGUUAAUUAUCCUCCUUAUGGUCAAAAUUUCAUGGGAGGAAUACCAACUGGAAGAUUUUCUGAUGGCAAAGUCCCCUCAGAUUUCCUUGUGGAAGAAUUGGGAAUAAAAGACCUUUUACCGGCAUAUCUUGAUCCAACUUUACAAGCAGAAGAUCUCAUCACAGGAGUUAAUUUUGCUUCAGGAGGUGCAGGAUAUGAUCCUCUAACAUCUGAAAUUGCGAAAGUUAUAUCAUUAAGUAGACAAUUGGCAUUAUUCAAAGAGUACAUAGUAAAGCUCAAAGAGAUAGUAGGAGAAGACAGAAAGAAUGAAAUCUUGGCCAAUAGCUUAUUCAUAUUGGUCACAGGAAGCAAUGACAUUACCAACACGUAUUUCAGUACUCCUCUUCGAAAAUCAUACUAUAAUAUUUCAUCAUAUGCGGAUCUCUUGGUCAACUCUGCUUCCAGUUUUGUACAGGAUUUGUAUGAGCUAGGGGCACGUCGGAUUGGUGUUUUAAGCAUACCACCAAUCGGAUGUUUGCCAUCACAAAGAACACUGGAAGGAGGAGAAGAAAGAGAAUGUGUUGAUUAUUUGAACCAAGCCGCGCAAUUGUUCAACAGCAAGCUGGCAGCUGACUUAAACUCUCUUGGAAACAGAUUACCUAAUUCAAGAUUGGUGUAUGUAGACAUAUACAAUCUUACACUUGAUGUCAUCUACAACCCUCAAAAAUAUGGAUUCAAGAUUGCAGACAAGGGAUGCUGUGGAACAGGGAAAAUAGAAGUUGCAGAGAUCUGCACUUUUACGUGUUCGAGUGAUUCUGAUUAUGUUUUUUGGGAUAGCUUUCAUCUUACAGAAAAAGCAUACAGACUUUUAGCUCAUCAAAUUCUUUUUUCAUCAUUCAAAAUAUGUACUUUUCUAGUGUUGUCAAGCAUUUUUUAUGCACUUCUACUAUGCAAUGUCCAGGCAAUCAUAAAUAUACCGCGUAAUAAGUCUAUUCCAGCAGUGAUAGUUUUUGGAGACUCCAUUGUUGAUACCGGUAACAAUAACGGCCUCAAAACUGUAGCGAAGGUUAACUAUCCUCCUUAUGGGAAAGAUUUCAUGGGAGGAAAACCAACUGGAAGGUUUUCUAAUGGAAAAGUUCCUCCAGACUUGAUUGUGGAAGAAUUGGGAAUAAAAGAGCUUUUACCAGCAUAUCUUGAUCCAACUUUACAAGCAGAAGAUCUCAUCACAGGAGUUAAUUUUGCUUCAGGAGGUGCAGGAUAUGAUCCUCUAACAUCUGAAAUCGCGAAUGUUAUAUCAUUGUCCGGUCAGUUGGAAAUGUUCAAAGAGUACAUAGUAACGCUUAAAGAGAUAGUAGGAGAGGAUAGAAAGAAUGAAAUCUUGGCGAAUAGCUUUUUCAUAUUGGUCAUAGGAAGCAAUGACAUUACCAACACGUAUUUCAGUACCCCUCUUCGGAUAUCAUACUAUGAUGUUUCCUCAUACGCCGAUUUUUUGGUCAACUAUGCUUCUAGUUUUGUACAGGAUUUAUACAGGCUAGGAGCACGUCGGAUUGGUGUUUUGGGCAUACCACCAAUCGGAUGUUUGCCAUCACAAAGAACACUGAAAGGAGGAGAAGAAAGAAAGUGUGUCGAUUAUUUGAACCAAGCAGCACAAUUGUUCAACAGCAAACUGGCAACCGACUUAAGCUCUCUAGGAAACAAGUUUCCUGAUUCAAGAUUGGUGUAUGUAGAUAUAUACAAUCUUCUACUUGAUGUCAUCAACGACCCUCAGAAAUUUGGAUUCAGGAUUGCAGACAAGGGAUGCUGUGGGACAGGAAAAAUAGAAGUUGCAGAGAUAUGCACAGUUACAUGUUCCAGUGAUACUGAUUAUGUUUUUUGGGAUAGCUUUCAUCCUACAGAAAAAGCAUACAGACUUUCAGUUCAUCAAAUUCUUGUCCAACAUUUAAGUAGCUUCUUCUGAUAGACUUUUUUGGGAUAGCUUUCAUCUUACAGAUAACGCGUACAGACUUAUGGUUGGUCAUUUAUAUAUUAUUUUCUCACUUAGUGCA